Molecule: messenger RNA, 9417 nt
Organism: Nothobranchius furzeri (turquoise killifish)
Lineage: Eukaryota; Metazoa; Chordata; Actinopteri; Cyprinodontiformes; Nothobranchiidae
Molecular function (GO): protein binding
Source: RefSeq, a predicted model, not a curated record
UAAUUUUUUUUUUAGCAUUUUAAACGUUUUCCAUACUCAAAAACUUCUACAAUUUUCCCAACUCAAUAUUUUUGGGAACAAUUUUGAUUAGGUUGGACUUCAGCGUAAAUAUGAGUAUGUAAAACUCAGUUAUUGGCUUAGAUGGAAGAUAAAUGCCAGAACUCGCCCAUUUAUCCUGCAACGGAAGAAGAAGGCACAAGGCACUGACUGUUAAGCGGGACGGUCCAUUUUGGAAGAGCGUGCAUGCGCAGCCGAACUUGUGGAUAAAGCUUUUCAAAAACUUGUAAGUAACUAUUUUGACUAUUUUAAGUUAAUGUGUAGUCAAAAUGUCACAUCUAAACGAUUUAUAUGAUUGUUUUUAACUGCUCAGGCUGCUCUUAGCUAGCAAUGUGUACUAAUUGUCGGCCUGUUAGUUCACCAUGUGGUCCGCUUUGUUACUAUCAAACAUCACUUUUGUGUUUAUUUCAGAAACCAUCAUUUUCGGUAGGCUGUCACUCUUAUAUAGUUAAUUAAUGUACUGUUUUGUGGGCACUUCUUAAUGUUUAUGAAUUCUUACAGAGCAGAUAUAUAGCUUUAAUUGUGCUUGCCUGCCUCACAGAGCUGCUUGCAAGUGCAUUUUGAACUGCUAGUUAUCAUAACUAGCCGAAAUUUGAACCGACAAAUGGCGCAUCGGCCAUCAGCUUGUGAAAACCGCGGGGGGAUUUUUUACGUUUUGGUCCGCUUAUCUCCAUUUUAUUUAUUGCUGGGGCUGUAUUUUCAAAUUAUAUGCUGCUCUUCCUGUUUCUCGUCUAUGCCGUUAAUUUUCUGUCCUUCACACCCGCUCGUGUGUGAGUGAGAAACGGAGAAAAAAAAUGGAGAGACGAGAGGCGAUUGAUCUGCUGGUGUGGUGUCGAAAAUAUGGAGAAACUCUUGUUUGAAACUCGGUACGCCGCCUCUGUAACGUCUGCGUCUGCCACACUCGAUGGAUUACGCCACCGUCACGUUUGCUCUUUGUAGGUCGACUCGUCUGACUUUUCUUUUUUGUUUUAACUACAAUAAAUGUCUGUUUUUAGUUAUCACUCCCAUAAGAUUGCUUCUGACUGCAAAAAAGUGUUUAAACACCGCGUGGGCCAUUUAAUGGCAGAUAAAAUCCUUAAGUAAAGAUGGAAUGAAAAUAAAUAGCAAAAUUAAAAUAUCAAUCAAUUUAUGGCACAACUACAGUGCACAACACCUGAUUCUGAUGAAUUAUAAACAAGAAAAUGUUAAUAGACAUCUUCAUUUAAAAUUCACGAGGUAAUUCACAACAAGUGUUGUUUUUUAUUCACGUGUCACUGUUUUGCUUGCCUAUAUUAAAAUAAUUCAGUGUAAUUAAAUCAUAUUAAGGGGUUUAUGCCAUCAGUUUGGCCAAUAUAUAACAUUUAAACCAUAAUACUCUUUUUUUUCUUUUCUUUUUUAACAAACUCUGAAGGUGAUGUACUUAAAGAUAUAAGUGACUCAGUUCUGAGCGACAGGCGUGCUUGACCAUGAGUUACAGAGACAACAUGCUUAUCGUGGGCAUGUGAAAAAAAGUUUUAAUGCUACAUAUUGGCCAAACUGAAGCAAUAAACCCCUAAAAUGACUGAAUUACACUGAAUUAUUUUAACUGAGGCAAUUAAAACAGUGAAAUGUGAAUUUAAACACGUUAACACUUGUUAAACUUGGUGAAUUACCUCACAAAUUUUAAAUUAGGAUGACUUUCUUGUUGAUGCCAUCAGAAUUAAGUAUAGUGCACUGUAGUUGAGCCACGGAGUGAUUUAUAAUACAUUUAGGCAACUUUUCAUGCAAUCUUUAAAGAUUCUAUCUGCCUUAAAAUGAUUUCCAUGGUGUUUAAUUAUUUUUUGCUCUUUUAAGCAGGUUUAUGGAGAGUGGCAACUACUAAAAAUUAACAUUUAAUGUUAUUUUGUGGGAAAGCACAUGCUUUUCUCUUUUUCAGCAGUUGGCAGCAGAUGGCAAACUUUCUCCUUAACUCAUUCACUGCCAUUGACGAAUAAAGUCGUUAUUUUAGAUCCAACCGUUAACUGCCAAUGACAUGUUUUUACUGUUUGGGCAUCGGAACGAGCCCACACGCUGAGAGAACAAACAUCUGAGCUCUACGUCACACUUUACAUGAUCAGGAAGCAGAACGUCCAUGUGUUAGGAGAUUGUUUUGGGCCGUUCCUGGAAAAAAACUGAGGCGCGAACCGGAAAAGCGUCUGCAGAUCACAGUUCGGCAAUGGAUUAUGAAAGAACGGAUAACACUCGAAACACGCGGAUUCUUCCGAUGUAAGAGGUGAGUCUCCUUUUUGUUUUGGUUGUUUUGGCGUCGACAUCAUCCUAGAGCGCAACGUUCUGUGACUCAUAAAAAAACAGUAAAAACGGUGAGAAAGGCUGGCAGUGAAGGGCUUUACCGAUCAGGUAAUGGCUGGCAGCGAAUGAGUCAAUAUCAUUCAACAAUUAAUACAUUUUUUCUUUAUUUUUUCUUUAGAAGAACAUCAGAUCUGCGUAAUUGAGGCAAUUCCACAAAAAGUUGUCUUCUUUGAAGAUCACAUUAGGUAAGUUAAGGUCAAAUAUUUUAGUUUCACUAAAUAUAUAAGUCAGUUAACAUUCUGUUCUUUCUUUCAGUAACAGCUAGGGUUAUUUUGAAGUGAAGGUGUAUGACAUUUGUAAAGUUUUAAGUAUCAGGCGUGACAUUAAAAGCAAACGCUUUGAUGCUCCACCUGAGAAUAAAUCUGUAAGGCUUGUCACCAGCAUUCAGACAUCAAUUCUGCUUGCUUCACAGCCAGACAGGACACGGUAAAAAAAAAAAAGCGCUUCCUUGGCUAAAAGCUGUUUUCUCAUAUUUAUAUACGCUCCAAUAAAUGCAUUAAAUGUAAGGCUGCUUGAUUAAGUGAAAUCUAAUCUCUAUUACAAUUUGGAUUUGAAAUAAACAAAACGCAGGCCGUUCGCCUCCUUGUGUCUCACGUCAGAGCGGUGGGGGAGGGGCGGAUAUUUCGUGGCCGUGGCAGUGGAGUUUUAGGCAUGGUGCAGCGCCAUGCCUGAGCCUAUGUAGGGGAAACACUAGGAAAGUGAGUGAUGUGCGCAUGUACAGCAUGAUCACGUUACAUCGACUGAUCAAUCAUAAACUUUCCUUGGUGGAGCUAACUCACGCACCAGACCAUCUGUUUUACAAGCAAAAUAAUUUCAAGAUGGAGUGAGCCAUAUUUAAUGUGGAUUUGUGUUUGAUCAGGGCUGCAAACUCCCAUGCAAUGAAUGUGAGACAUGUGUUUGACUAUUUUCAUGUCCCCUCCCACCAUACCUCCAAAUUAUCUUGCUGGAUAAAAUAAGUUACUCUAUCUGAGCUAAAUUAAAGCUUCUUUCCGGAGUAUUUCUCUUAUCUGAUGGCACCAUCUAGUGGCUGGCAAGCAUAUCACACUGAAAAUGUGUUGCUUUGUUUGUUAAAGAUCACUACUUCGCGUAUCUGUUUGUUUAUGUGCUUCUGUAGCCAAAAACACACACACAUAUAUUUGAAUGUCUGUUUGAAUGACUUUCAUUACUACAGGCUGAGAUAGGAAACAAGGAUUUACCUCCAAGUUUUAAACAUUUAAUUAUGUUUAAAUUUAAUAACUUCUCAAAUUCUGUGACUUUUCUGACUUGUUUGCCCAAGAAAAAUAAAGUUAAAGAGAUUGAGUCAUAAAGGGCAACAAUCAGCCCCAAAUUAUUUGGUAAAAAAAACAACGCAAAUAGAUAAAUAAACGAAUUGUAAAUGUUACCGGUGUGACUGUAGUGUUUUCACAUCUGUUUUCUCUCCGGUUUGUUCCAGUUUACCACCUACUCGGAAAUUUUAACUUCAGAAUACAAAUAGUAGAUGUGACAAAAACAUGUUUAUUUUACAAGAUAAACUUUAAGGGUGCAUCUAAAAUCAACGUUAAGUACAAUUAUUUUCCGAGGUACAUGGAACGCACCAUGACGUCCAUCCUCCACACAGCAUAGACAUAAGUGUAGACGCCGCACCAACCACUGCUGCAUAUGUUUGGCAGAAUUUGCGGGUUCUAAUUUUUAUAAAUUCUAUGUAACAGGAUGUUUUAGCUAGUCUUUAGCUCCGGAGAUACUCCGUGGAGAUCUGGAGCUAGAACGGCAAAAGAACGUGUUAAUAAACCCGUUCACGCACUCCAGAACGAACACACUCACUUUUACGUUCGUCAGGCAAAACACAAACGAGUUCAGCUUUCAUUCAUGAAAAAGACGAACAAAUUCACAAACCGUCGUUCAAUGAAAGCGUUUGGGCACAACACUGAUGAGUAGUAUUAGUAUAUGUGUGUUAUCAACUUUCAAAAUAUUGUAAAAUAAUCUAGAUCUCAAUUUCAGUCAUAAUAAUCGUGAUAACAGUUUUUAGCAUAAUCAAGCAGCUAUAACUAUAUGUAUUUAUUGUGGGCAAGUAACAACUUAAAAGUACCUUUAUAAAGCACUACUUCAAAUAAACCAAACUACUGUUCCCAAAAAAGACUUUUAUGAGUUUAAAAAAAACCUAAAUACCUAUGCUAUCUCUCUGUGUAUAUGUAGCUUUAUUAACUUGCACAACGAUAAGCGAUGCUUUUCUUUUUAUUACAGAUGGGAUGGCCCUGUAAAUUGUGCACCAAGGUUUUACCAGUAAAGACUGAUAUUUUAAAGCAUUAUAGACUGCAUCAUGGAACCUAUGGACACAGUUGUGCCUUGCCCUGUAUUCAUGUAGAAUGCCCAUGCUCUUUUAAAAACUGGAGUUCCCUUCGUUCUCACUUAUCAAGAUCCCAUCAAGCAGUUCAUUCCCUCAAGUCACAAGUAGAUGUUUCUUACACCUGCAUAUUAUGUCAAAAACAAGGAUUCCCAAGUGAAAAAGACUUUUUUGAACACCUAGGUCAUCAUCUGAAGAAUAACGAGACUGUAAAGUGUGUCUUCACAGGGUGUAAUCACCAAACCAAUAUUUAUGGGACUUUUGCAACACACAAACACAGAAAACAUACUCCACAUUCCUUAAAGGAUUUCAAACCUGGCAUUAUCUGUCAAGGGCAAUUGCCACACACAGAAGAAGCGCUAGUAUUUGAAACGUAUAGUGGGGUUGGUGAUCACGGUGAAGGAAAUUGUGAAGUGAGUAGGGCUAAUACACAGUCUGAAGAGGAAGAUAGAAGCCUUCUGGUUAUUGAUUAUAUAGCAUCCCUCUUGUUGAAAUUAGAAAGUGUUCAUCUCGUUUCAGUUCGGUGCAUUGAUGAACUGGUAGAUGAUCUUUACUUUAUUUCAAGUUCUGCUACAAAAUCAUCAGUUAGAGAUAUUGUUGUUUCACAUCUAACAAAAACAAAUCAAACCAUAGAUGAGACAUUUGUUUCAUCUCUUGUUGAAGAACUGUGCAAAUCAAAUCCUCUAAGCUUAGCACUCAAUAGUGGUGGUCCUCUGUCUUCAUCGUUCAGGAGACGAGAUUAUUUUAAAAAAAACUUUGAAGUAGUUGAGCCUAUUGAGUGCAUCCUUGAACCAAAAGAGAAGAGUUGUUUUCAGUAUGUCCCAAUUCUUCAGUCCUUGACUCAGUUAUUGGCCAAACAAAAUAUAAGAGAAAAGAUUCUAAGCAAAGAACGUGAGUUACCAUCAACUUUAUACAAAUCAUAUCGUGAUGCUACUAUCUAUAAAGAUAAUUCGUUCUAUUCAGAAGAACUACGAAUUUCUCUUCUACUGUAUAUAGAUGAUUUUGAGAUUUGUAAUCCACUUGGAACAUCAAGAAAAAAGCACAAGAUAACAGCUGUAUACUGGACAUUUAACAACAACCCUCUCUCAUCUCGAUCCACUCUGAACUCUGUGUACUUGGUCCUUUUAUGUAAAGCCGUAGACAUAAAAAAAUAUGGCUAUGAUCAAGUACUUGCCCCUUUGUUGAAAGACAUUGCUAUCUUAGAACAGGAUGGGAUCUACAUUUCGACGUUGGGACAAAAUGUAAAAGGAAGUGUGCUUUGUGUAGCAGCAGACAAUCUGGGAGCACACUCAAUCAGUGGACUUGUUGAAAAUUUUUCUGGACCAUUUGUUUGCAGAUUUUGUCUUGGUCAGCGAUCAGACUUUCAGAUAAAGGAGGUGCGGUCAGGUGCAUUUCCUCUUCGCACCAAAGAGGAACAUGCGUCGCAUGUAUUGACCAUUAAAGCAAAUCCUGCUUGGACACAUUUUUAUGGUGUAAAAAAGUCUUGCCCAUUGACUGAAAAUCUGAAGUACUUCCAUUGUGUCACUGGCUACCCACCUGACAUACUGCAUGACAUUUUUGAAGGCAUUGUUCCUUUGGAACUGGGUCUGUGCUUCAGUGUUUUCCUUUCUAAGAAAUAUUUCUCAUUUAUUGAGCUUAACAGUGCUAUCUUGCAGUUUCCCUAUAAAUGGGCUGAUAAAACUGAUUGUCCACAGGCAUUACCUGCAAACCUUUCCUCAAAAAAAAAGCUAGGAGGAAAUGCUCAUGAAAAUUGGACCCUCAUACGACUCUUGCCAUUUAUCAUUGGGCACAGAAUUCCUUUGAAUGAUCCAAACUGGCUUUUGCUUAUGUCUUUAAAAGACAUUGUUGAACUUGUCGUUGCUCCAGUCCACAAUGAAGAAAGCAUUGCCUACCUUGACUACAAGAUUUCUGAACACAGAUACAGAUUCAAGGAAGCAUUUCCUGAUGAAGAUUUCAUCCCAAAGCAUCACUUUCUGGAGCAUUAUCCAGGAUUGAUCAAGGCUUUUGGACCUUUGAUAGCUUUUUGGACAAUGAGGUUUGAAGCGAAACAUAGCCAGUUUAAACGAAUAGUAAGGCAUACUGGCAACUUCAAGAAUGUCCUUUUAUCCAUGGCUACAAAGCACCAACUUAUGAUGAGCCAUUACCUGCAUUCUACAACAAUUGAGCCUGCACUUGGUGUUGUUAGAGUAAAGUCAGUGCCAUUGGAUGUCCUGCAUUUAGAUAUUCAGGCAUCAAUCAAGCAUCUUUAUCCUUCACAUGAUCAAGUACAGCUGGCUGACACAGUCACAUAUCAGGGAACAAGAUACACUCAAGGCAUGAUUGUGGCCUAUGGUUCUACUGCAGGUCUUCCUGAUUUUGCAGAAAUUAUUCAAAUAACUAUUUUUGCAGAAAGAGUGCAUUUUAUUUUGAGGACACUGGUGUCUUGGUUUGAUGAACAUUAUCGUGGAUAUUACUUGGAGAGGACAGAUCACACAAUUCUCAUUGAACAACAAAGCCUUAGUGAUAUAUGUCCUCUUUCAGCUUAUGUUGUUGAAGGAAAGCGCAUGGUGACUUUAAAGCGCCACAUCUGUCUCAGGUGUUGAGAAUCAUUGUAUCUUUUCUCUGUCUUCAGUUUUUCAAGACAUGGAGCAAACUGUAAGAUUCCGCAUCCUAAUUGAUGAUCAAAUAAAAAAAGUUACACUCAGCAGUGGGGUACCCUCAACUGUGGCUGAGUUGGUUGCAGCAGUCAAGGAAAAUCUGUCCAUCCCCACAGAUAUAAGUCUUCAGUACAAAGAUGAAGAUUUUGGUGACUUCUUCACCGUAACAUCUACAAAUGAACUGAAAGAUAAAGACACACUUAAAGUUGUAUAUGCACCUAUAUGCUUAGAUUUGACAGUUGCUGACCAAGAAAGCAACUGUGAUGUAUCUGUGAUGUCCUCCUUUGACAGUGACAGUGCUAGUGGCUCACUGGAUUCCCAAGAUACUGUCAUUUUGAGUCAGUCCACCUUUGAAAGGCAGAACCCCUGGCCUGCUGUGUUUCCCAUUCCAACUUUUUCACACAACACUGAGCUUGCUUUGAAACAAGGCAAUGAGACAUAUUUAAAAGAGGGCACCCCGAUGACAUCACCUGGUUUCAGAUCUGACAUCCUUGAGCGUCUGGCAGAAGCAAUGUUUUCUUAUACUGCUUACCCUGAUGAUGCCCAAAGAAGUGCUGUAGCACAGGCACUAGUUGAGAAGCAUCCCUGCUUGAAGGAACCAGGGUCUUUUAAUGGAAUUUAUGGAUGGCAGCAAAGCCUGAAAUACAAAUGUGGAAACUACCGCACAAAACGUAGAGCACUGGGAAGUCCUGAACUCUUGAUCAACUCAUUGUCACAAAAGCCUGGUGAUGAGCAAGAAGUUGCUAAAAACAUCAAGAAAGCAAAGAGGGCAGAACUUAAUUACCUUCCUCCACAUCCACCUGGUGAAACAGACGACACUCUUGAGAAUAUGAGGCUUGAAAUAAUAACUGCCAGCAAGAGAAAAGACUGUGGCAAAGACAUAAACUACCUGAUGACCAGGACAUACAGCUUGAGAAGAAAAGAAGUGGUUUCUCAGUCCCCAAGGGUGACAAACUUUAUGGAAAGAUGGCCCGCUCUCUUCGAUACAUUUCAGAUAAAUGCAGAGUUCCAAAGGUGCACUGCUGUUCCUCUACAGUCUACAUUCAUGUCUCAGCUGGAUAAAUGUACUCCAAAGCUCCUGGAUUUGUUCAGUGCCAAGGGAGGAGCAGUUGGUCAGCGCAUCAAGAACUUAUUGAUGGAACUGAUACAGGACACAAAUGUCUCCACUGUGCAGAAGAGAGACGUAACUCUGAGAUGCCUCAUUGAGUACAUGGGAGAGAGUGGACAGGAGCUCAUCUUGGACUACUAUGGAAGCCCAGAGACCAGCGUGCACGAGGACCUAAAACUGCGCAGCAUGAUGAUCUACAUUUGCCAUGAUCCAGAUGCUGUAGGAAUAAUCAUCGAGGGAGUGCCGGUGCUCACUAAUCUUGGCAGUCUAGCCAAAGCAUGCAGCAUGCUUCUCGGUCUGACAUACGCCCUGAACCUCCAAUAUCCUACCAAACUUGUCAAAACGUUUGAAGUUUUUCAGAGACUUUUUGUGGGUCUUGAUACACUCCGCCCAAAACCAAGCUCCAGGUACAUGACUCUGAAAAACAAACUUCUUACCUAGGCAGCCAACUUGAGUGUGGCCCCUACACUUCUGAACAGCAGGUCUGUUGUGUUCGUUCAAUAAUAAAAUGUGUUUUUCAAUGACAAAAGGCAAUUGUUCCAGAUAUUGCUCUGGGUUGUCAUGUGACAGUUUUUUUAAGCUGAGAUGGGUUCUGUUCAAAAGUAGUUUGGAUAACACUUGAAAAUUACUUGUUAAAUGACUUGUUCUUUAAAGUGAAAUGUCAAGUAUAUAAACAACAAAACACUACAAAUUUUGAGAGGUUCAGCUGUACUUCAUACAAAUAUGUUCAUGUAUUUUUCGAUUGAAAUGCUUCCAGAUUUUAGGUGGAAAAUGCUUCAUGUUGUCAUUGACAGUAUGAGUUUUGUGAGCAUAGGUCUCACACCGUUCCGGUGUUUACUGUGAUGUAAAUGUUUUACAGUAAUAUGUGUAUGGCUUGUAAAAAUCUUUACAAAAGUUGUAAGAUUUACAAUUUACAAAUCUUGUUAGUAUUUACUUCAGUGCCACUGUUUCAAUGAUUUUGGAAAAAUAAAUGUUGAAAGUGGACUAUU